This is a messenger RNA of Symbiodinium sp. CCMP2456, 150 nucleotides long. NCBI's taxonomy places the organism in Eukaryota, Dinophyceae, Suessiales, Symbiodiniaceae. The record is from the annotation of a GenBank genome assembly.
GUAUCUGACAGUGUACACCAUCAUCAUGGGCGCAGACUGGCUUCAGGGGACGAACAUGUACACACUCUACCAGAGCUACGACGUGGACAUCAGCACGUUGUUCGUGACAGGCUUCACUUCAUCUGCUAUUUUUGGAACGAUCGUUGGCAU